Molecule: messenger RNA, 570 nt
Organism: Paramecium sonneborni
Lineage: Eukaryota; Ciliophora; Oligohymenophorea; Peniculida; Parameciidae
Source: the annotation of a GenBank genome assembly
AUGAAUACUAAACAUCCAAUUGAACUUCUCAAGAAAAAGGUUAAUGCUGAUUCUAUUUCUUAUAAAUUCAAAUGGAAUAACAAUUCAGUUUCUAUUGAACCAUUUACUCAAUUAACAUAAGAAAUGUUAAUCUUAGUCAAUAAUUAUGAAUUAAGACAACUAGGAUAUGAUCCAUAAGAACCUAAACCAUCUAAACAUAUUAAAUAAGAUACUGAAAAUGGAAAAUAACUUGAAGAAAAAAGAGAAAGAAGACAUAGUGAAAAAAGUGAUAAAACAUUAGAUAAACCUUCUUAAAAACAAAAAUAAUCUAAAGAUACUGAUAGUAUUUAAGCUAAUAUUAAUUCUGUUUCCAUUACUUCUCAUAAACCCAGAAAAUCAAAACCUUGUUAGGUCAAAUCUGUUAAACAUGAUAAUGGAAAAAUUGAAUUCUUAGUUUGUUUUGAUGAUUCAACUGAAACCAAAUGGGUAACAUUAGAUGAAAUGAAAGAAAAAGCACCUUUAGCAAUUUGUGAAUUUUUAUUAGGAAAAGUCAAGUAUGGAGCAGGAGCAGCAUCUAAUAAUAAAAAAUGA